Messenger RNA from Eutrema salsugineum, 681 nucleotides. RefSeq names its product V-type proton ATPase subunit G2. Gene Ontology annotation, cellular component: vacuolar proton-transporting V-type ATPase complex. Lineage: Eukaryota; Viridiplantae; Streptophyta; Magnoliopsida; Brassicales; Brassicaceae. Gene Ontology annotation, molecular function: proton-transporting ATPase activity, rotational mechanism. Gene Ontology annotation, biological process: proton transmembrane transport. The record is from RefSeq and is a predicted model, not a curated record. The transcript is spliced from 4 exons. Bases 126 to 458 code for a protein of 110 amino acids.
AUCUGAUCUCUUUUCUUCUGUAAUAAUCAACAACAAUUUCAAUAUGAUCUAAAACGUUCCUUAAUCAUCAAUCUCUCGUCUUCUCCGAUUUCGCCGAAGCAGGUUUUUGGUGUUUUGAAGAAAACAUGGAAUCAACCAGUAACCAUGGAGGGAUCCAGCAACUGCUUGCUGCUGAACACGAAGCUCAACAGAUUGUCAAUGCCGCUAGGACCGCAAAAAUGGCAAGACUGAAGCAAGCCAAGGAAGAGGCUGAAACAGAGAUUGCUGAGCACAAAACCAGUACAGAGCAUGGAUUCCAGAGGAAACUCCAAGAGACCAGUGGAGAUUCAGGUGCAAACGUGAAGAGGCUUGAGCAGGAGACUGAUGCCAAAAUCGAUCAAUUGAAGAACGAGGCUUCAAGAAUUUCUAAAGAUGUUGUGGAAAUGCUUCUGAAACAUGUGACUACAGUGAAGAACUGAGAUGACAAGCAAACCAUCGACUGUAAAAUGGUGUGAAGUGUUACUUUUGAGUGGAUUCCCUCAUUCGUUUCUUUGAGUGUGUCUGUGGAUUCCUGAUUUGCUAUUGAUUUUCGAUUUGUGCCUUUGAAUUAUUAUUGUAUCCAACUCUACAGAAUAUUGUUAGGACUUCUGUGUUUGUAAUAAACUUCAGAACAAAGGAACCCAUUGAAUUCUGUUUCAUCUA